Molecule: messenger RNA, 1663 nt
Organism: Bradysia coprophila
Lineage: Eukaryota; Metazoa; Arthropoda; Insecta; Diptera; Sciaridae
Gene: l(2)37Cd
Product: general transcription factor IIIC subunit l(2)37Cd
Biological process (GO): transcription initiation at RNA polymerase III promoter
Cellular component (GO): transcription factor TFIIIC complex
Molecular function (GO): RNA polymerase III type 2 promoter sequence-specific DNA binding; RNA polymerase III type 1 promoter sequence-specific DNA binding
Source: RefSeq, a predicted model, not a curated record
GACAUUCCAUUUUGUUGUUUUGAUUUGUUGCGGUUUAAACUCAUUUUUUUCAUCUUCAAUUAAAUUUGAGAUUAUUCGCAUUCAUAGUUAAAAAAGAAAAGUCUAAGAUGGAUCCCAAGAAUCUAUCUCACAAAUUGGUUCGGGUCGAGUAUCCUGGCAUCGUGAAAAAUGUUGACAAAAUGUUUGAAACAUUAGGCGGAAUAACUGUUAUGUCAGAGGUUUUCUCUACACCUAACCGUCGACUUCCUCUUCAAUUCAGUCCGAAUAACAUUUUUUGUAAGCCAGCGUACGGUGAUCAACGAAGUGGAACUGGUAUACUGGUCAAAGUUAAGGUUCGGCGGCGAAGAAACCAAGAGGCAGCACCACCGACUGUUUCGAUUGUCGCAAUGGUAGACACAUUCUACGAGUUUGGUUGUCUAAGUGAUUUUCAAUAUCUACCAAUACACAAAGAAAACGCACCAAAUGAGGAAGCACGGUGCAUCUACGACGCUGUUGUACCGAAAGGUAUAUUGGAAUCGAGUUGGGUGACUGAAGGGGAAAAUACUCCGUACUUCCUGAUACCUCAAACAUUUUCACGAUUUGAUACUCCGCUGCAAAAACUUUUCAAACGCGAAUUAUUACCCGAAAGCGAAGACAACAACUUGAUAGGUAAAACAAGAAUUCGCCGUCACAAACAUGCUACGUAUUUAACAUUCAGUUUGAAUGUAACCAUUCCGGAUAAGCCGCAUCCAGCUUCUUUCGAUUAUUUGAAUUCAAAUUUCAUAUCAACGGAAGACUACAAUUCGGUGAAAGAUCUGCUCGACAAGCGACCAAUUGCCACCCGCAUGUACAUCGCAUACGAAACGAAGAUACCACUCACGAAACUCAAGUACAUUUUACCGACGUUGUCCUACUACUUUACGACCGGACCGUGGCGUGUGAUGUGGUGCAGAUUCGGGUAUGAUCCGCGGAAAGAUUUCGAGAGUCGCUACUAUCAACAAUUCGACUAUCGUUUGCGGACGCAGGUCGGCUGCAAAGAUCUCGUCGAUCUGAAGAGAACGAACAAAAUCCAUGCACCGAGCACAAAGCCAGUGAAACAAUCCGUCACCGAUCGGGAAAUAGCGAAGAAACAGGAAAUUAUUUACAGUCCGUACUUUGAGGCUGGCAGCUUGCCGCAAUCGCGUCAAUGUAUUUACCAGUAUUGUGAUAUUCGAGUGCCCAAAAUACAGGAAAUGUUAGACAAAAUACCGACGCCGGCGUCAGGUGCAACUUGUAACGAAAAAUCGGGCUGGUUGCCGUUGGGAUUCGAUGAUUUGUGUCGAGACAUAAUGUCGGGAAUCAUAAAGGACUAUGUGUCGAAGUAUGGCUUUUCCAGUUCUGAACAAGCCGAUGAUGUCGAUUCAGCUCAUUCGGGGGACAGUGACGAUAAUUUUGAGGAUGACGGUGAAGACAUGGAGCAACAAAUUGAUGAUAGCAGUGAUGUUGAAUAAAAUUUUCGUUUGGAUUCGGCUUUUUCUACAUCAUUGUCGCAGUGGGUGAACACUUAACAAUGACUCAUUUUUGCCUUAGUUUUGUGAUUACCUUAGUGAUGUCAGUUUUUUUGGGAAAAUGUGUAACGACAGCGUAUGGUCAUUAUCAAUGUUAAUCGGACUGUUUUUAAUUGUGAAAUAAAUUGAGACGAUUA